AAAAGGUGAUAGAAUUAUAAAGUAAUGCUGACUAACCAGAACUAAUACUGUGUCCAAAUACAUCCUUUUUUUUAGACUGGUCACCUUUGGAGACUAUAGUUUUAUAAAAAGUAAAAUUUAUUGAGUGAGUGAGUGUGUGUGUGUGUGUGUGUGAGAGAGAGAGAGAGAGAGAGAGAGAGAGGGAGAGAGAAAUGUUUAUUAGAAGGGGCCAUGACAAACUGUGUAAAAUUGUGGCUUUCAUUUAUGUUUCCCUAAAAUUUUUCUUUAUAGAAUGGGAUGUGAUUUCUAAUUCAGGUAGUGAUAUCUUGUUAUGUUUUUUAUGUGAAAUUUUGGGCUUAUAAUAAAUUUUAUUGAGUAGUAAGAAUAGUAGCAUAAUUAUGAGUCAUGUGGUUCUAUUUAGAGACAGGUAUUCUUUAAGGAUGGUAUGGUCUUUAUAGUGGCUUUUGUUUCUUUUUCAAAAGUAUAAACAUUUAUCAUAUAAUAAAUAAUUUAAUGGAUUAUAGUGAAAUUACAUAUUCUUCAGAAAAUCGCACCUCUUGUAAUUAGGACCAAAUUUUUGGAUAAGUGUCAGAAGUGAUAGUUUGAGUCCAUAAAAGAUUAAAAUCUUUGAAAUGUACUUGCUAUAACAAGUCUGCAAACUGCCUAUUUUUGCAUGGUUAAAAAAAUUGAAAGAAUAAUACUUUGUGACAUGUGAAAUUCAAAUUUUAGUGUCCAUAAAUAAAGUUUUAUUGGAACACAGCUGUUUUUGCAUUUUAAUGGCAGAGCUGAGUAGUUGUGACAGAGACCCUGUAUGGCAUUCUCAGCACUUCAUACAGCUCUUGGUGCACUACAAAUUUCAGUGCUGCAGUUAUAACUUGAUGGUGUUUGAGUGCCAUGUGUAUUGCCAGCCUGCGAUAUUUCUUUUAUUUUUUUUAUACCAGUGCAUAUCUAUCAUGUCAAAACAAGAAAAGAAAGAAAAAUGGACUAUGAGUGGCAUACUUUUAAGGCACAGUGGAGUGUGUAUUAUUUUGUUGAAUCAGAGCAAAACAUUUUUUUUUUAUUAUUGCAGUGACACUGUAGCUGUUAGAGAAGAAUAUAUGUUGACAUUAUUAGACUAAGCAUACACCACACUUCUCAACUCUCAAUUUUCUCUCUUUAUUUCUAUAUUUCUUUUUUUUCAACCCUCAAUUUUCUUAAAGUAACAGUCAAUUUAAAAUGGAAUAUCUUAUCACAGCAUAAUUUCUUCAUAAAAAUAAAAAUUGAAAAUGAGACUGCCACCAAAAUAAGUUUCCAAGUGGUUCAUUUGUUAGCCAAGCAAGGAAAGCCAUUUACUGAUGUUGCAAUGGAUGAGCUUCAUAGUCUGGAUCCAAGAAGGCAAGAAUUAUUGGAAGCUAGAUUUACAGGAGUUGCAAGUGGGAGCACUGGAAGCACUGGCAGUUGCAGUGUUGGAGCAAAAGCCUCAACAAAUAAUGAAAGUUCUAAUCACAGUUUUGGAAGCUUGGGAUCUUUAAGUGACAAAGAAUCUGAGACACCAGAAAAGAAACAAUCGGAAUCAUCUAGAGGAAGAAAGAGAAAAUCAGAAAACCAGAAUGAAAGUAGUCAGGGAAAAAGUAUUGGGGGGCGUGGCCACAAAAUUAGCGACUAUUUUGAAUACCAAGGUGGGAAUGGCUCAAGUCCAGUAAGAGGCAUACCUCCUGCGAUCCGUUCUCCUCAAAAUUCACAUUCACAUUCCACUCCUUCCUCAUCUGUUCGACCGAAUAGCCCUUCUCCUACUGCAUUAGCUUUUGGGGACCACCCUAUUUUACAACCAAAGCAGUUAUCCUUUAAAAUUACUCAGACUGAUCUCACAAUGCUGAAAUUAGCAGCAUUAGAAAGUAAUAAAAACCAGGACCUGGAAAAGAAGGAGGGUCGUAUAGAUGACUUGCUCAGGGCUAAUUGUGAUCUCAGACGGCAAAUAGAUGAACAACAAAAAUUACUUGAAAAAUACAAAGAACGAUUAAAUAAGUGCAUAUCAAUGAGCAAAAAACUGCUUAUUGAAAAGAGUACGCAAGAAAAACUGUCAAGCCGAGAGAAGAGUAUGCAAGACAGAUUACGCCUUGGGCACUUCACAACAGUUAGACAUGGUGCUUCAUUUACUGAACAAUGGACAGAUGGUUUUGCGUUUCAGAAUCUCGUGAAGCAACAAGAAUGGGUGAAUCAGCAAAGGGAAGAUAUUGAAAGGCAAAGGAAACUUCUAGCCAAGCGCAAACCUCCCACAGCUAAUAAUUCUCAGGCACCCUCUACCAAUUCUGAACCAAAACAGAGGAAAAACAAAGCAGUCAAUGGAGCAGAGAAUGAUCCCUUUGUUAGACCAAAUUUACCACAACUGUUGACUUUGGCAGAAUAUCAUGAACAGGAAGAAAUUUUCAAACUUAGACUAGGACAUCUCAAAAAGGAAGAGGCAGAAAUCCAGGCAGAACUUGAACGUUUGGAAAGAGUCAGAAAUCUUCACAUUCGAGAGCUCAAAAGAAUAAAUAAUGAAGAUAAUUCACAGUUCAAAGAUCACCCAACGUUAAAUGAAAGAUAUUUAUUACUUCAUCUGCUUGGUAGAGGUGGCUUUAGUGAAGUGUAUAAGGCUUUUGACCUUUAUGAACAAAGAUAUGCUGCUGUGAAGAUCCAUCAGCUUAAUAAAAGCUGGAGGGAUGAGAAGAAGGAAAACUACCACAAACAUGCCUGCAGAGAAUAUAGAAUACAUAAAGAACUGGAUCACCCUAGGAUAGUUAAACUCUAUGAUUAUUUCUCCUUGGAUACAGAUACGUUUUGUACAGUGUUAGAAUACUGUGAAGGCAAUGACUUGGAUUUCUAUCUGAAGCAACAUAAAUUAAUGUCAGAGAAGGAAGCUAGGUCUAUUGUAAUGCAAAUUGUAAAUGCACUAAGAUAUCUCAAUGAAAUCAAACCCCCUAUUAUACAUUAUGACCUUAAGCCAGGAAACAUUCUUCUGGUAGAUGGCACAGCAUGUGGAGAAAUCAAAAUCACUGAUUUUGGUCUAUCUAAGAUUAUGGAUGAUGAUAGCUAUGGUGUAGAUGGAAUGGAUCUAACUUCUCAAGGGGCAGGCACUUACUGGUAUUUACCUCCUGAGUGUUUUGUGGUUGGAAAAGAACCACCAAAGAUUUCCAACAAGGUUGAUGUAUGGUCAGUUGGAGUCAUCUUCUUUCAGUGUCUUUAUGGUAGAAAGCCAUUUGGUCACAAUCAAUCUCAACAAGACAUUCUUCAAGAAAAUACAAUAUUAAAAGCCACAGAAGUCCAGUUCCCUGUAAAACCAGUUGUAAGCAGUGAAGCAAAGGCCUUUAUAAGACGCUGUUUGGCCUACCGAAAAGAAGAUCGGUUUGAUGUGCACCAACUGGCAAAUGACCCAUACCUUCUCCCGCACAUGAGAAGAUCAAAUUCUUCAGGAAACUUACACAUGGCUGGCCUCACAGCAUCCCCCACACCCCCUUCUUCAAGCAUAAUUACUUACUGAUUUUCCUCCAAAAUUGGCAUGGUAUCUUUGAAUUGCUUCCAGAUACACACUUGAGUUUGAGAGCAUUUGAUUGUUUUUGUUUCCUUUUUCACACAGACAUGGUUGUUUGUGAACUGAAGUUCUUCAUAGCGUCAUUUGUAUGAGAGUGGAUCAUGGACAAUGAAUAAAGUGUACACUUUGUAACCUUAAGCAGUGAAAGAUGACUGCCUAUUGCACAGAAACAGGAAUACCAUACUUAAGGAGAAAAAUCGUUGUUUGGGGGAACACUGUAAAUAACGUUUAUAAUACUUAAAUACAUUUGGUUGUUACUAGAGAGUUCUAAUAUGAAGGGUAGUUUUUCAUUAUUUAAAAACACACGGAAAAAAUAUUUCUAACACAAGAACUAUAGUGCCUGGAUACAUUCUUCAGCAUUCAGCAGUUAACCUGCUGAAACCAAAGUGAGAACUGAAUGGCAGUGACAGUUGUGUUUUGUAGUAGUAGAAUGUGAGAGUUAGCAUCUUUGGACAAAGUUAGACUUUGUCACUUGCCUAUUCUGGCUUUUACCAAGUUGUACCUCGGAGUCACAUGUCCGUUCCCCACCCCACACACACUAGUCAUGUUAACGGGAAAGCUGUUAUUUCUAGAUACUUUACACCUUUGACAAAAGGAGCUGCUUGUUUUGAAAUCAGUUGAAUUCGCUAAAUUGCAUUAUCUCUGGUGUUUUCAACACGUUAGAAUUAAGAUUAUUUUCCCUUUAUUACCAGGCCUUGUUCAUAAACAAGUGAUAGUAUGUGACCAAAUGUGGACCAGACCAGUUCUAUGCAGGAUAAUGAUAAAGUUCCCUUCUAGCUCUAUUGUAAAUUGUUGUACAGAUGUUGUAUUUCAAUUACCAAGUUUCAGCAGCUUAUUCUUGUACAAAUGUUUAAAAAUACGGCUUUUCUAAUUGGAUAUUGUAUUUUUUUUAAGUCUUCUUGAAGGCGCUUUAAUUGCUGCUAAAUGACGUUGCUUCUUGGCUAAAAAAUUUAAUGACCUCUUUAAAGGUGCAAGUUGACUGUACAUCAUAGAGAGAUAUUAAAGGUUGGCAUUCAUUAACAAUCAAGGCAUGUAAAAAUGAUCCUUCUUGGACAUAUUAGGGUUCACUAAAUCAGUUUCUUGGGUUCUAGGGCUGUGGAGCACAUAGAUACUAGAUUUAUAAAUUGUUCAUGUUUAUCCUACAUUUCUAGAAGGUUCUUAUCAGCAAGGUGGGAUGAUGGUCCCAUAAACAAGUUUCUUGUGGUUUGUACAGAUUUGUUAAAAUGUGAACAUUUUCUAACUGCCUUGUAUGGUAGAAACCAUUAUUUUUCAGGAUGUUGUAUUUUACUCCUGUAAGAAUUAUUUGUCACAUUCAUAAUGCUGAUACUUACAUGUAAGUUGUCCAUGUUGCGGAAAAAGGAGGUGAUACCACAGAUUCUCCUUAAUAUUGUACAGUUAAACUGUGGCUCUUAUUUCUUAUGUUGCAAGCCAUUUUGUUUUUUCAUUGUACAUAUAGACACAUUGUCUCUUUAAGAUGCUGCUGAAAUUGUAGAGAAUGUAGCCAAAACAGUAAUAAACAGUGACAAUUAAAAUUUAA
Molecule: messenger RNA, 5066 nt
Organism: Panthera uncia (snow leopard)
Lineage: Eukaryota; Metazoa; Chordata; Mammalia; Carnivora; Felidae
Gene: TLK1
Product: tousled like kinase 1
Exons: 21
Coding region: 1322-3478 (718 amino acids)
Biological process (GO): intracellular signal transduction; peptidyl-serine phosphorylation; chromosome segregation
Cellular component (GO): nucleus
Molecular function (GO): ATP binding; protein serine/threonine kinase activity
Source: RefSeq, a predicted model, not a curated record